GCUCUGACAGCUGUGGAUAAAGAUUCCAAAGAUGUAAAUGAUCUGGUUGUCAGAAUUGAAGAUGAUGCUCUGGAUCUGUUUACUGUCAGCGACGAAAAGAUUUAUUCAAAUAUACGCGCGAAGAAAAUGACAUUUCUGAACGCAGAGAUACGAUCCCAAGGAGUUUUCGCAUUUCCAGGUUCUGAAUACAACUUUUCUGUUAUUAUAGAAGAUGCUAAACUUCUUAAAAACAAAAAUAAGGUUACAUAUUUCAUCUCAAUCGUUAAUAAAACAGAACCUGAAAUAAACUUGAAGGAAGACUAUAAGAUCAUAAUACCGAAAACUGCAGCUCAGUACGCCAGGGUAUUACAGCUUACAAAGUAUGCUUCCAGUACUCACCGAUUUCAGUUUGCUGAUGGUGAAAAGGAAAAUGACUGGCUUGGUAUGACAGAAAAGAGUGGGAUAGUUUUUAUUAAAAAUUCGAGCUUACUGGCUAAUGCCACAGCCGAAAAAAGAAAAGUCAUAUGGUGGUCAAAAAAUGACACUCACGAAAGGUCUGGAAAUCUUCUUCUUCUCCUUGAAAUAGAAAACAAAGAUUUUCUUCCGAAAGCUUGCAAUAAAGAUGCAUGGUGUUCUUUGUACGCAAGCCAGAGUGAGUGCGAAAGUAGUUGCGGAAAAGGAUCGAAAAUAGGUUUUUGUUUAUGGCGAACUAGUUCAUUGACAAGUAUACGCCCAAGCCCAGACUAUGCGACAUGCUCGCCAGACUUUUCAACCUGUCCAGACGGAUACUGCGAUGAAUUGGAACAACUGGAAAAAACAUUAUGUCCCCAGGACUGUGUAGAAAGCUUCGAUGGCAUCACAGUUUCCAAGACUAGUACUGGUCUUAAGAAAGCCGUAGGACCAUGUUCUUGUUCUACUCCAGAAAGAUGCACCUGUACGAGUUUUUACCCACCAGCCGAGAUGAGACGACCUAAGAACAGAACUCCACCUCGGAUAUCGACACCUCCAUCAAUCAUCGAAAUCGAAAAAGUGACUUUAAUCGAUACUGGAAAGUUUGUUGUCCACACCGAAGAUGAAACAUCCACUUCAGUCGAACUGGCCCCUUUUGCAGGUUUACUGACGAAUGGUACAUGUGGAGCAGGAUGCAUCGCAUUGGUUUCCAUAGCUCCCUGUGGUUUAGUUCUGAUCAUUCUUAUCCUCAUAGUGACCAGGAAAAUGAGAAGUAAUCAGAUGAGCAAGCACAAAUUUGUUGGCAGUCACAUUUCUCUUUCGGCGGUACCUUCGGAUUACGUAGAUGAGCGAUCCAAUUCUGCGCAAGACUCGAGAAAUACUCCAAGUGAAUCAUCUGGUUCCGCUAAAGCAUUUCUGGAUUCAAAAUGGGAAUUUCCAAGAAACAGACUGCAAUUCUUAACUGUACUUGGAGAAGGAGAGUUCGGCAAGGUAAUGAAAGCCCAGGCAUGGAAUAUAGCUGGAAUAAAAGGCUACACUACAGUUGCCGUAAAAAUGCUGAAAGAAAAUGGAGGACCUCUCGAAAAGCAGGAUUUGAUGACAGAAUUUAUGCUCUUGAAAGAAAUUUCUCAUCCAAAUGUAGUACGACUUCUUGGAGCUUCAACAGAAAAAAGCGGCCCUUUCUACCUUAUCGUGGAGUACGCCGAAAUGGGGUCUCUGAGAUCAUAUCUGCGUAAGAGACGACGUCAUAACAACUGCUGUCGGUACAAUGCGACUUAUGGUGUCAUAUCUCAGGUAGCUGACCCGUCCAGAGACUAUUACCAGUUUCCAUGCGAGCGAUCCCGUUAUGAACCUCAUCAUAGUUACUUCCAUAAAGAACAACUGUCAUUCGCUUGGCAGAUUGCAAAGGGUAUGGCUUACUUGGCGGAUAUGAAGUUGGUACACCGAGAUUUAGCAGCCAGAAACGUUUUGCUAGCAAAGCGAAAAGUGGCCAAAAUAUCUGAUUUUGGACUUUCAAGGGAUGUUUACGAGGGAGAAACUUAUCUUAAAAAGAGCAAGGGGCGUGUUCCUGUGAAAUGGAUGGCAAUUGAGUCACUUGAAGAUCAGAUUUAUACUUCAAAGAGCGAUGUGUGGUCUUUUGGUAUUGUAAUGUGGGAAAUAAUGAUGCAAGGGGCAACACCUUACCCAGGAGUAACGCCUCAAAGACUUUACAAUCUUUUGAAAGCAGGAUAUAGGAUGAGUAAACCGGACUCUUGUUCUGACGAAGUAUAUCAUCUAAUGCGACAGUGUUGGAGGGAUGUGCCACAUGAAAGACCCUCUUUUAAGGAGCUAGUAUUAAAACUGGACUUUCUCCUGCAAGAUACUGUGGAAUAUAUGGACUUCAGUGUAUCUUCAGCCUUAUCCCAAGCAUCUAGAUCUUCUGAUGCACAAGCUACUAAUACUGUAAUGAAUAUCCAGUACACAAGCGUAUUAGUAAAUGAUGAUGAAGAUCAGCUUCCAGAAGAAUCCCGAGAAACCGAUCCAGAAGAAUUCCAAGAAAGUAUCGGCUUAGUUAACUUGUUUGCCCAAUCUCAGAACGCCCUUAUCAACAGUAAUGAGUCCGUAGCAUAAAAAUAUAUGCUUAAUGCAGCUGACAAAUUUCUUCGUUUAUCAGAAGAAUACAAUCUGUUGAACUGUUCCUGAAUCAUCUAAGCAUGGAAGUUGCUGAAGACAGAAUGUACUUUCUGAUAGAGACGCUGAUAAGGAACAAAUAUGGUAUUUUUUUAUGAGUAGAAGUAGAAUUCUCUUUGACAUUUAAUUAACGUCAUCUAAAUGGAGUAAUAACAUGAAACUCCAUAAACAAUGGAUACUCUGAAUUUUGAUGAGUAUGCGUCGACAUACAAUUUAUAUGAUAAUUUCAGAUGCAUUUGUGUUAAGUGAAUAAUUAGGGCCUUUAGUUAGAAAUACUAUAAACUAUUUGGGAACAAAUUUAACAUUUAAGCUCUGUUCAAAUAAUAAUUCAGUUUUGUAUCUUAAUUGUGGCUUUAAAACUUCAACUGUAUAUCUGCAGACCAACCAUUAAUAUCGGUUAAACUCAUUUUAGAAAAGUCAAAUUUAUUAUGCGGGAGUAUGAUUUAAUUCUAUCAAGGUCAGUUUAUCUAAAAUUCAAUCACAAUUUAAUGAACACCGUUCAUGUAUAUAUAUAUAUGUUGAUCAUGGUACAGGUUCUCCCUGCUCUGCGAAAAAUUGCCUUUAACAUCAGGCUUAGCUUAAAGAAAAAAAUCUGAUUAGAAUUUUUGCUUUUGUGAAAUUAUUGAUUAAAAAAGGCGCUUGUAGAAUGAUCGUAAAAAUGUAAUUUUAAAAUAUCAAGUAGGAUCAUAGGAAAACUUGCAGAAUGUUUUGUAUGUUUACAAGAAAAUGUCUGGUAGACAAAUAUUGAGUCUAACGUCUUAUCGUAUUUAACCGUUUUUGAUAGAGAAGCAGAUAAGCAGGUGAAAAAUUUCUUAGAUGUUAAAGUAUCUUAACAAGUUCAAGCAACAAUUCAGCUACAUAUUCCUCAUUCUCUAUCUUUCUAUACCUCCAGUAAGACCAAUAAUGAAUUAUUUAGCUCUCAGCUUUGUCUUUCCGCCUGCGGAAAGAGAAACUAAAAUGAAAGAGCACAUUAAUAAUCAGUGAAGCAUUUCAAAAAAACGCUAACAAAUAUACUAGGCGAUCGAUAUCAAAUUUCAUAACACUGAAACAGAAGUAAACUAAUUAAAAUUCUUUUACGUAUUUCACGAGCAUCCAGUACGGACACCUUCGCUGAUAAGUCAUUGAGAGGAUUAUGUUUCAAAAACUGACUGAUGCCAGAACUGAAUAAAAUGGUAAUGAUUAUCUUCAUUAACAUGAAAUUUACCUCGUUUCUUUAGAGAUAAUUAAAGAGACAAUUUGCAAAAUUUUCGCAGUCGAACUUUGCACACAGAGCAGAAAGCGAGAAUAUGUUUAUUAAACUUUCCACUGAGGUUGCUAGGGCGUACCGGAAUAUGAAACGACACAAUAAUGAGAGGGCUACUUAAUCUUCCCGUUCGACCGUGUGACAUUUUUUGUGGAGUUUUGUCACCCUUCCCGAUCUCUAAAAAACUUCGCAACCAUCUAACUGAUGAUUUGACUACUGUUGAUGUUUAUAUUAUGGCAUUUUGUGGGACGAAAUAAAACAGAUUAUUGCAUAUAUGUAUAACAGCAACGAUAAAAAUCUACGAAAUAUUACGAAAACACUUAGUUUGCUACUGUUACCCAGUAUAAAAAGUUUUGAUAUCGGUUACGUAGCUUGCUUAUUGUAAAUUUUGGAAUUCUUCGUGGAAUCUUUAAUAACUUUGUACAAUAGCGCUCUUUUAAGAUUUAAUCGUUUAAUAGAUAUAAUGGGAGGUUAGCAAUAUUUCGAAGCUAAAAAAGCCCGAAAACUUUUCAUAUAAGUUAAUGACAAGCAUUUUUUCAAUUUAAAGCAUUUCCAUUUAAGAAAGGAUUCAUAGGAAUGCUUUGCCUUCGGAGAGAGGGAAAAGUUUGUAUCCAUUAACAUAGUCAUACUCUUUUUUUUACAAAAAUGAAAAUUAUUUCUUAGUUUUAUUGAAAAUAUUACGGUAAAUACUCUAAAUUGUAAAUUUGUUCGUGAAUAAUAGAUAGCUAAAAUAUUUAAAUUUUAUUUUGUUUAAUAUAAAAUUAAACAAAAUUUAAAGUUACAUCUAAAACGGGAAAAAAUGUUUUUUUUUUUUCUAAAUUCUGUAGAUAAAUUUAAUACUGAUUAAUAAAUUCACUCAUUUGUAGAAAAAAUCAUUUAACUUAGCAUUUCGAAUGAUAUUGGUGUAAAUAGAUUGAUAGAGCAGUUUCACAUCUUUCGCAUUGAUUUUCUUCGUUGCCCGCGUUUCUCCAAAACGUAUCUGUUCAAAACCAAUUGUACGAGAUUAUUAUUUAUAUGCCUUGUGUAUUACCUAGGCUCAAAUUCCCACAGGCUUUAAAGAAUGUAUACGUCUAUUUAUAGCUUUAUAUUAUAAUAUAAUAUAAAUUCUAUGUGAAAAUACACUAGUUGUUUUAAUCUUUAGCGAAAAAUGAUAAAACAGCUGUGCGGAAGGAAAUUUCUCAUGAGCUUAACAAAGCCGUUUGUUGCAAUGUACUAAAAGUAAGGAGAUUUCAUCCCAUAGUCACCACUGACUGGAUGAUAUAACAUUAAUGUUACAGAAAAUAAAAUUCUGUGAAAUUUUAAUCUUCAAAGUAAGCCGAUUUCUAUGAGUACACUUCUGGAUCUUCUACUUUGUUUGCUUGCAUUUGCAAUCUAACAUUUCCUUCCCAUGUUUAUAGAAUGUAAACAAUGUAAAGUGUUGGUGCUAUGUAGCUUCUAUGUAUAUAUUUGCCUUUAUGUAUUUCAAACCGAAUGUACUUAAUUGUUUGUACGUAUGUCUGCUUGAUGAGUUAGCUUAAUUUUUUUAAGAAGUUCUUCUAAAUUAAAAACAUAUUGCAUAAAUACAAACGGACUAAAACUGUGAUCAUGUCGGAGCAGUGAAUAUUUUCGAAAGCGUAAAGCUAAACUCGCACACCUUUUAGAACCACAUAAAAUGCUAACCUAGCAUAACCAUAGGUUAUUUUCGUAAUAUGCAUUGUAAAUACAGAGAUAUCCAUGCAGGAUAAAUACACAAGCUGGAAUAUUUUGUAGUGGGACCUAGAAAAAUAGCACGUAAAUUUCCGUGAAGGAAAAAAUGAGUUAGAAAUGAAUACAUAUAUUCUGCUAUAGACGAUGUUUUCUCAAAAUAAUACUGUAACAAAAGUAGUUACGAUAAUUGCACAUUUUUGUUCUUAAGCACCAUAAUACUCUGUAAUUAUUUAAUGUUGUUGAAGUAUUUUUAUAUAAGUGUAAAUAUAUAAUUUAUCAUCAGAUGUUACUUUCAUCGGUACAAUUCCGGUAAUCAUCUGUACCGACCCUGAGUCCCAGAUAUCACAGUGAGGAUCGAUUUCUUUCUAGAAUUUCAUUGUAUUGGAAAUGAAAAAAAACAACUGCUUGUGUGUUUGUCCAUAAAACUGAGAGAAUUACUUAACGUGAGAUAUUGCACUCUGAGAGAAUCACGCUGAAAAAAAUUAUUUAAUGAGAAUUGGGGUUUGACGCAGAGAUACGUAACUUAUUCAAUUUGCAAUGUGAUGAAUGAAGUAUUGCUAUCUUUGAUUUCAUUCAAAGUAAAAAUUCGUUCUGUAUUCAAAUCGAAAAAAUAGCAUUAAAUGUUUAGGAUAUCUUUAUGAUUGCUCAAAGAGGAAUUAUUUCAAUUCCUCCUUCAUAAUUGCUUAAGCUGUAAUUAUAAAAGUUUUUUAAAUAAAGAAAUUUGCCGUUAUAUUAUUACAUAAGACAUACCUUGAAAACUAUGCGUUGAACAUUUGUCUUGGAAUUUGUAAAAUUAAUUUUGAGGAAAAUUUGGAAAAAUUUGUGUUGAAAAACAUGAGCAUAAAAUCGCAAUUAACCUAAAUAUUUUCAAUCCUUAAAUUAUAAAGACUUAUGUAAAAUAAGGAAAAUAUUCCAAAAAAAUGUGUACUGAAUAAUGUAUUCAAGUCUUAUUUAAAAUGUUUGUUCUUGCAAAAUUUAUAUCCUGUAGUACAUAAUUUGAAAUUCUCCUUUAAUAGCAGCUUUAUGUAUGGUCAGCUAUAGUGUCCGAAAAUACCGCAAGGAGUACAAAGAUUUAAGUAACAAUUUACCAGAUAUUUCAAACUUAAAAUAUAAAACUGUGUACCUUUGGAAAACAUCUGUCAUUUAUUCCAUAAAGAAAAAUCAGUAUAGAUACGUACCAGAAUGUCUCUGUACUUCAAUUAUAGGACAUAAUUAAUUAAAUAUUAUAUUUUUUUAUUUUGAUACUUCAUUUUUAUGUAAAUUCAUUGCUUCAUGUCAGAGUUGUUUGAAUUUUUAUUGG
Messenger RNA from Stegodyphus dumicola, 6827 nucleotides. RefSeq names its product proto-oncogene tyrosine-protein kinase receptor Ret-like. Gene Ontology annotation, molecular function: calcium ion binding; transmembrane receptor protein tyrosine kinase activity; ATP binding. Lineage: Eukaryota; Metazoa; Arthropoda; Arachnida; Araneae; Eresidae. Gene Ontology annotation, cellular component: plasma membrane; signaling receptor complex. Gene Ontology annotation, biological process: multicellular organism development; positive regulation of kinase activity; cell surface receptor protein tyrosine kinase signaling pathway. The record is from RefSeq and is a predicted model, not a curated record.